AUGGCGGUGAGGAAGCAAGGUCAGUUCUUGGACAUGUGCUGGGCAGAGGCGUCAGGCUAUUCACCUCCAGGGGGCAUCCUUCACAUGGUUCACGGUGGCUGCCUGAAUGGUAAUACCUCGUCCGUGUUUGGAGUCAAUCUGCGGAGCCACACCGGGUUGCAGUUCCCACCUCGUCCAGAGGCGGCGGUAAGUCCACCGCAGGACCCUGGCCAGAAGGCGGACCUUGGGGUCCUUGGUUUUCGAUCUGGUCCGCCAGAGGGGUAUAAAGGAGGAGGAGCAAGCGCGGCUUCAGCCAUUCGUGGGUACAGUUGCGCCGGGCGUCUCAGGGGCGCCGUCUGGGCGGGAGCCGGGGCUUCGGAGUCGUCACGUCUCCAGAACCGCCCGCGCCUGCUGCUGAUAGAACGAGCUCCUUGUGUGAAGACUGUGAUUAUCCGGGAUGUGUUUGCAGGAUGGUUGGCGGACCUCACGGAACAGCACCAGGAAGAACUGGCCACCAUGAAGGCUCUGGAUGCAGGCACUGCCUUCACACUGGCCCUGAAGACCCACGUGGGCACGUCCAUCCAGACCUUCCGCUACUUUGCUGGCUGGUGCGACAAAAUUCAGGUGACUCCACUCACAGCCUUGAAGUUUACAGAUUUGACCCUGAAGGCUGACAUGGCCAAGGGCGUAGUCAACAUCCUCCUUGGAUCUGAGCAGAAAGAAGAUGUCUACAAAGGUUUCUACAAGUGCACCCAUGGUCCACCUUCAGCUUCACUGUCCUGUGACGUCCUCACAACCCUGUUUCUGGCUUUCCAGUGAUAUCUAACUGGGCAAAGAGGGAAGAAAGGAGAGCCUAAGAGGACCAUGUGGGAGGCUUAUGCACACCUGGAGGUGACAUCAGGACUUCCACCAUAUUCCACAGGUAUGAACUCAGCCCCUUGGCCCCCAGGUGCCGGGAGUCAUGGAAGAUGUAGUUGCUGUCCAGAAACAUCUCUACCCUGUAGAAGGUGGACAGCUAGCCAUCUCUGCCACCAGUCCUACAUGAGAAAAGCAAAUCAGGCAUAUAGGACCGUCAUCUCAGAGUCCCCAAAGACCUGUAUUUCGAACAGGAAGAAGAAAAGAAAAAUGAGUUACCGAUGCCCUGAAAGCUCUCCCCAACUCUUAUCAGGUGCUGCAGAUAUUCUAGAGAUGGAAACAAUAGCAAAGAUCCUGCAUCACUGCCGAACUAUUAGAGCACAGAGCAGAUGUUGGUACGGGAGGACAUUGUUGUUGGAGCCUCUCCUGGGUCUGCCGAGGAAAAAGCUGGCCUUAGUCCUGCAAUAUGCGGGCCGAAUAGUUCUCCUUGGUUACGCGGACCCUCCGACUGCAUUGAAGCUGGUGAUGUGAUUUCUGCCAAGUUCACAGGCAGGUCAAGAGAGCUGUGUACGUACCUUUGUGACAUUUCACUCAAAAUGCUGGUGGUGGGGUGAGGGGCACAAAGAGUAAUUGGAAGGCAACGCCUUCUGUUUUAUGUCUGUUUUAAAAUGCUAAAUGUAUUUCUUUACAGUCAUUGAAAGAAAAGACUGAUUUAAAGAGAUAUCAAGGAUGUGCUAUUAAAUGAUGCACGCAUAGCAGGUAAUCCAUCUAAUACCAUACACUUUUCUUUCUUUCCUUCUUCCUUCCUUCCUUCCUUCCUUCCUUCUUUCUUUCUU
Messenger RNA from Acinonyx jubatus (cheetah), 1670 nucleotides. RefSeq lists its product as uncharacterized. Lineage: Eukaryota; Metazoa; Chordata; Mammalia; Carnivora; Felidae. Gene Ontology annotation, molecular function: formyltetrahydrofolate dehydrogenase activity; aldehyde dehydrogenase (NAD+) activity. Bases 1 to 798 code for a protein of 265 amino acids. The transcript has 8 exons. The record is from RefSeq and is a predicted model, not a curated record.